AUGCCGCCAAAGCUUCCGAUUCUUGUCAGCUCAGCAUCGGUAUCAAUUCUGCUGGCACACUACGCGCCUGCUUACGCUCUUGGCUCGCGCGUACAAACCUUCUUCCUCGUCGCCUUCACAGAAUUCAUUGCUUGGGCAACAUGGCGAGUGAUAAUUUACCCGAACUUCCUCAGUCCCUUGAAGGGCCUCCCGGAGCCCUUGGGUGCCAGCUGGUGGAACGGACAUGCAUCGGCAAUCAUGGCAAACCCGUCAGGCCAUCCGAUGCGUGAGUGGAUAGACGCGAUACCCAACGAUGGGCUCAUCAGAUAUACCAACUGGUUCAACUCUGAGAGAGUGCUCCUCACAAAUCCGAAGACGCUUGCAGAGGUUCUUUCAAGUAAGAACUAUGAGUUUAUUAAGCCAGCCCACUUCCUCGACAUUAUUGGCAAAAUAUUAGGCAUUGGACUGUUGUUCGCAGAGGGUGACGAACAUAGGACUCAGCGCAAGAAUCUCAUGCCGGCAUUCUCUUACAGACAUAUCAAGGACCUCUAUCCUGUUUUCUGGUCAAAGUCAAAAGAGAUGGUGGAAAGAAUGUCCAUUGCGAUGCAAGAAGCCCCUGCCGAAGACGGAAAAUCUACCAACGUCGUUGAAGUCAGUGAUUGGACCAGUAGAGCCACGCUGGAUAUCAUCGGUGUGGCCGGCAUGGGUCGCGAUUUCCAGGCUCUCAAAAAUCCGGACAACGAACUAAACCAGACCUACAAGACUAUUUUCCAUCCACCCAAGUCUGCCAGGUACUUACAGGUUGCCGGCAUGUUUUUACCACGAUGGUUCCUCAAGAGUCUGCCUAUCAAGCGUAAUGAUGAGAUUUCAGAUGGGUCUGCCCUUAUCAAACAGACAUGUCGUGAUUUGAUAGCAGCAAAGAAGAUCCGCAUGGAAAAGGGUGAUGCCGAUGACACCGAUAUCCUUAGUGUCGCUUUGAGGAGUGGAAGUUUCGCUGAUGAAAACCUUGUCAGCCAGAUGAUGACUUUCUUGGCUGCUGGACAUGAGACUACUAGCUCAUCUAUGCAAUGGGCCAUCUACAUGAUGUGCCGUCAUCCUGAAGUACAGGCUCGCCUACGUCAAGAAAUUCAUUCGAAGCUGCCCUCUGUACGCGACCCUCAGGCUCGGAUUACCGCCUCGGAUAUCGACAACUGUCACUAUCUUCAGGCAGUGUGCAAGGAGACACUACGUCUAUGGGCUCCUGUGGCUCUGACCAUGAGAGUUGCUGCUCGAGACGAGACCAUCAAUGGCCAUCCUAUCCCCAAGGGAACGCUCGUGGUUGUCGCUCCAUUGGCAAUCAACUGCAGCAAGCAUCUUUGGGGGGAUGAUGCAAUGGAGUUCAAACCAGAACGCUGGUUGACGGAUGGUGUCAGCAACAAAAAUGGCGGUGCUGAGUCCAACUACAGUUUCUUGACUUUCCUCCAUGGCCCGCGAUCCUGCAUUGGGCAAGGAUUUGCCAAUGCGGAAUUCGCGUGCCUUCUUGCAGCGUGGUGCGGCAAGUUCGAGACAGAGUUCGAGGACAAGGAUUAUGUUCUUGAGGUCAAGAGUGGUAUCACUUCGCGACCCAAGAAUGGCUUGCGGGUCAAGCUAACGGAGGUCGAUGGAUGGUAG
This is a messenger RNA of Aureobasidium subglaciale EXF-2481, 1629 nucleotides long. RefSeq lists its product as uncharacterized. Gene Ontology annotation, molecular function: iron ion binding; monooxygenase activity; oxidoreductase activity, acting on paired donors, with incorporation or reduction of molecular oxygen. The record is from RefSeq and is a predicted model, not a curated record. Lineage: Eukaryota; Fungi; Ascomycota; Dothideomycetes; Dothideales; Saccotheciaceae. The transcript is spliced from 2 exons. Bases 1 to 1629 code for a protein of 542 amino acids.